Rotaria sp. Silwood1 is the source of this 450-nucleotide messenger RNA. The record is from the annotation of a GenBank genome assembly. Lineage: Eukaryota; Metazoa; Rotifera; Eurotatoria; Philodinida; Philodinidae.
AUGGUUCAAUCACUGGUUCAAAAUCGACUUGUAUUAAAACUUGUUCGUGAUUUAUUAACUAUUGUUGAAACAGCUCUACUUAAAGUUUAUUUAAUUGAUCAUAAUAAUACAUUAGCUAAUGCAUUAUUACGUAAUCAAGAUAAUUGUUGCUUGCCAACAGAAGUUGAAAAGGAACUUAUGAAACAUCAUCGUCGUCAAGAAUUAGUUUCAUUUUAUGAAAAACAAAAUCGACAUAGUGAAGCAUUAGAAGUAAUUAAAAAUACAGACUCAUUAUCAACACGUCAAAAUAUUCUUAAUUAUUUAUCUAAACUUGAUAAUAAUCAAUUACCACUAAUUUUUAAAUAUAUUAAACCAAUGAUAAAGUCUGCUUUAGAAGAAACAAAGAAUGAAAAUAUUCUUCAUGAUAAUGCACGAUGCAAAAGUCUUUGGAAAAAUGUCAAACAGUGUUAG